Messenger RNA from Peromyscus eremicus (cactus mouse), 2458 nucleotides. RefSeq names its product RCC1 and BTB domain containing protein 2 (gene Rcbtb2). Gene Ontology annotation, molecular function: protein binding. The record is from RefSeq and is a predicted model, not a curated record. The transcript has 16 exons. Bases 440 to 2161 code for a protein of 573 amino acids. NCBI's taxonomy places the organism in Eukaryota, Metazoa, Chordata, Mammalia, Rodentia, Cricetidae.
CCCACUCCGCGGCCCCCUCCUCCCCGCGCGGCUCAACUCGAGCGCUGCCCGCCGAGCCGGGCCGCUUCAGGGGGAGGCGCCAAGUCUCGGCUGUUCCCGGGCCCGGCCGAGCAGUCCCCGCUGCCCGCAGCGGAGCGGACGCGAAGCGGAGUCCUGUGAACUUUUCUAGAAGACAGCUUUACAAGGAUCUAGAAGGACCAAAUUCGGGGCUCCAGAACUCUCCAGCACCCAGCUUAGCAGAUCAUACAUCCUUCAGGAGCUGAGAAUUCAUAAGUCUGGUCUUCACCGUGGUGAUUGGAACUUUCCAGUCUCAGAAAAGUUGGCCAAGGGACUGCACAGGACUGAGUCCAUAUGGAAGAAGAACUGCCUGGUUUCUGUGGAGAAAGUGGCCAGGCUGUAUUUUAACGGAAUUGUAACAGCUUGCCAGUUUGCUGUGAUCAUGUGCAGUAUGGUCACUCAGUGGAUUUCUCAGUGGAUACAGCGUCUGUUUGUUCCAGACCACACAAUGAGACUAACAGGAUGUGUCUUAGUCUCUAAUUCAUGGCAGCCAGUACAGGCUACCCUGUCAUCAUUGAAGAUGUUAGAUGUGGGAAAGUGGCCAAUUUUUUCCCUUUGUUCUGAGGAAGAACUGCAGUCAAUCCGUCAGGCUUGUGUCUUCGGCAGUGCUGGCAAUGAAGUUUUAUACACUACAGUCAACGAUGAGAUUUUUGUGCUCGGCACAAACUGCAGUGGCUGUCUGGGGGUAGGUGACGUUCAGAGCACCAUUGAGCCUCGGAGACUGGAUUCUUUAACUGGCAAAAAGAUAGCCAGCCUCGGCUAUGGCAGUGGCCCACACAUCGUUCUUGCAACAACAGAUGGAGAAGUCUUUACCUGGGGUCACAAUGCUUAUAGCCAGCUGGGCAAUGGGACAACGAAUCAUGGUUUAGUGCCCUGCCAUAUCUCUACUAAUUUGUCAAAUAAACAAGUCAUUGAGGUUGCCUGCGGGUCUUACCAUUCUUUGGUCCUAACAUCUGAUGGAGAGGUAUUUGCCUGGGGUUAUAAUAACUCUGGGCAGGUAGGCUCUGGAUCAACCGCUAAUCAGCCCAUUCCUCGAAGAGUCACUGGAUGUUUGCAGAAUAAAGUAGUUAUGAACAUAGCAUGUGGGCAGAUGUGUUCCAUGGCCGUUGUGGACACUGGAGAGGUCUAUGUCUGGGGUUACAAUGGGAAUGGACAGCUGGGUCUGGGCAGCAGUGGCAACCAGCCAACCCCCUGUAGAGUGGCAGCCCUGCAAGGCAUCCGUGUCCAGCGGGUUGCCUGUGGCUACGCACACACAUUAGUAUUAACAGAUGAAGGUCAAGUGUAUGCUUGGGGUGCAAAUUCUUAUGGCCAGUUGGGCACUGGCAAUAAAAGUAACCAGUCCUACCCUACCCCUGUUAUUGUGGAAAAGGACAGGAUCAUAGAGAUCGCAGCCUGUCACUCCGCCCACACGUCUGCCGCCAAGACCCAGGGUGGUCAUGUGUACAUGUGGGGCCAGUGCCGCGGCCAGUCGGUGGUCCUUCCCCACCUCACCCACUUCUGCUGCACCGAUGACGUCUUUGCCUGCUUUGCCACGCCUGCUGUCACCUGGCGCCUCCUCUCUGUGGAACCCGAUGACCACCUCACUGUGGCCGAGUCACUGAAGAGGGAGUUUGACAACCCUGACACUGCAGACCUCAGGUUUCUGGUUGACGGAAAAUACAUCUAUGCUCACAAAGUCCUCCUCAAAAUUAGGUGUGAGCAUUUUCGUUCUUCAUUAGAAGACAGUGAAGAUGAUAUUGUAGAAAUGAGUGAGUUUUCAUAUCCUGUGUUCCGAGCUUUCCUGGAGUACCUCUACACGGAUAACAUCAGCCUAUCUCCUGAGGAGGCAGUAGGAUUGCUAGAUCUGGCCACAUUUUACAGUGAGACUCGGCUGAAAAAGCUCUGUCAGCAAACCAUCAAGCAAGGGAUCUGUGAGGAGAACGCUAUUGCUCUGCUCUCUGCUGCUGUGAAGUACGACGCUCAGGAUUUAGAAGAGUUCUGCUUCAGAUUUUGCAUAAAUCAUCUGACUGUAGUAACACAAACUUCAGGGUUUGCAGAAAUGGACCACGAUCUUCUGAAGAACUUCAUCAGCAAAGCCAGCAGAGUUGGAGCCUUUAAGAACUGACCCCUAACAUGGAAAGGAAUGCCUUCCCACUUUACCCCUGCAAAAAUAAGUAAACAAACAAAACAUUAAAAAGAAUAAAAGCCAUUGACGAACAACAUCUCUGUAAUGAACAGUGUUGAGAGUUACAUCUGGCCAAAUUCUGUGUUCUGUCAAAAGGAUGGCAGUCAGUCUUCUUCAUCUACCUAACCCGCAGUUUACAGUAGGAGGCACGGAGUGCUCGCCUGGAUAUGACACACUCACUCAAAGAAUGAGAAUGAGCCCAGUCUUACUCGGGUGGAGAGUCUCCCUCUCCCAGCA